AUGCUGGCCGCACUCCUUCUGGCCAUACUUGGCCUUGCUGUGUCGUCCGUUAUGGCCGUCAAGCAGCACGACUUCAAACUAUGCCACCAGAGUGGCUUCUGUUCGCGUCAGCGGGCCGUUGCCGAGCUCGUCGAAAAGUUUCCGACCCUCGGCCCCAACUACAAGUUUAUAGAGUCCAGUCUCAAGCUGGGCAAGGCCGGCGUCGAGUUCAAGAUUGUUGAGCAAAGUCACAUUGGGGGAUCUGUCCAGCCUGGCGGCGACGAGCUCUUGGUGACCCUUGAUAUUCUCAAGGCCGCUGGCACUGUGCGAGUGCGCGCCGAUCCUGUCGUCGCCAAGGACCAGAAGCCCCGAUACAAGAGCGACGAGUUUGUUCUGACUAGUGUGCCAGAAAAGUCCAACCUGAAGGUCGCCUCAGCCAAUGACAAGGAUGUCCACUACGAGUGGACCCACGACAGCGCCAAGUAUGCGUUUGUCGUCGAAAAGUCGCCCUUCACCAUUCGCUUCUAUGUCAACGGGGACGAGGCCAUCAGUAUGAACGACCACGAUCUCUUCUUCUAUGAGAACCAGAUCGUGAAGGAAGAGCCCGCCCCCGCUCCCCCCGCGGAUCAGAAUGCCGCUGCUGAGGACAAGAAGGUCGACGAGCGAUCCGAUGAUGAGAAGGAGUUUGAUCGUUUGAAAGAGGCAGUGCGCAAGGACCAGUGGGCAGAGCAGUUUGGCAGCCAUCACGACAGCAAGCCCCAUGGCCCGACUUCUAUCGGGCUCGAUAUCAGUUUUCCCGGAUCCAAGCACGUCUACGGCAUUCCCGAGCACGCGACGAGCUUUGCCUUGAAACCUACCCGGGGCGAGAUCUCCGGGGAGCCCUAUCGCCUAUACAACUUUGACGUUUUCGAGUACGAGCUCAACAGCCCAAUGGCUCUCUAUGGCUCGAUCCCGUUCAUGCUCUCCCACAAGAAGGGCCAGACCGUCGGAGUGUUUUGGCAGAACCCCUCUGAAAUGUGGAUUGACGUUGAGCAUAAGAGUGCCGACUCAACCACAAGCCACUGGAUGGUCGAGUCUGGAUCCUUUGAUAUUUUCGUGUUCCUUGGUCCCCACGCUGCCGCCGUUCUGGACUCAUACACGUCUCUGACAGGGCGCGCAGCCAUGCCCCAGAGCUUUGCUAUCGCCUACCAUCAGUGUCGAUGGAACUACCUUGACGAAGCCGAUGUGCAAGGAGUCGACGGUAACUUUGAGAAGCAUGACAUACCAUACGAUGUUCUCUGGCUCGAUAUCGAGCACACUGAUGGAAAGCGCUACUUCACUUGGGACAAUGCCAAGUUCCCCAACCCGGCGAACAUGCAGAGCGAUCUCGCCGUUAAGGGCCGAAAGAUGGUGACCAUCAUCGAUCCUCACAUUAAGAAGGACGAUAACUACCAUGUCUCGAGCGAAGCUAAGAGUGCUGGCAUUUUCGUCAAGAACAAGGAUGGCAGCGACUACGAGGGAUGGUGCUGGCCGGGCAGCUCGAACUGGAUCGACUACACCAACGCCGCUGCUCGAUCCUUCUGGUCCAAAAAGUUCCUCUAUAACCAAUACGAAGGCUCUACUCCGACUCUGUACACGUGGAACGAUAUGAACGAGCCCUCCGUCUUCAACGGACCAGAGAUCACCAUGCCCAAGGAUCUUGUCCAUCACGACAAUGUCGAGCACCGCGACGUCCACAACAUCUAUGGAAUGCUUCAGCACCGCUCAACCUAUGAAGGCCAUUUGCUCCGCAGCAUCGACAACGAUCGCCCCUUCAUCCUCUCUCGUGCCUUCUUUGCUGGAUCGCAGCGCUACGGUGCUAUCUGGACUGGCGACAACUUUGCUCGAUGGGAUCACUUGGAAGCAUCGGUGCCCAUGCUCUUGUCCAUCGGCAUUGCCGGCCAAUCCUUCUCUGGAGCCGAUGUCGGUGGCUUCUUUGGCGAUCCCGAACCCGAACUCAUGGUCCGCUGGUUCCAGACUGCGGCCUUCCAGCCCUUCUAUCGUGGUCAUGCCCACAUCGACACGAAGCGACGCGAACCCUGGAUAUAUGGCGAGCCCUUUACCGGCCACAUCCGCUCCGCCAUUCGCACUCGCUAUCAGCUCCUGCCCUACAUUUACACGCUCUUCCGUGAGUCCACGGUUUCGGGCACCCCCGUGAUGAGACCUCUCUGGUACGCCUUCCCCGAUGACGAGGCCACCUUUGCCGUCGACGAUGAGUUCAUGCUGGGAAGCGCCUUCUUGAUCAAGCCUGUUGUGCAGAAGGAUACGGCUGAAACGGAGGUUUUGCUCCCUGCUGGAUCGAACUGGUAUGACUACGAAACCCUCGUCAAGGUCGAUCCCAGUGCCAGCGGAAAGCUCAAUGUAAAGACUCCGCUGGACAAGCUCCCCGUGUUCCUUCGUGGUGGCUCCAUUGUGCCUCGCCGUGAUCGCAUUCGGAGAUCUUCUGCGCUGACCAUCAAGGAUCCGUACACUCUGGUGAUUGCACUGGACGAGAAGGGCGAGGCUCUGGGCGAGUUUUAUAACGAUGACGGACGCUCCUUUGACUACAAGAAGGGUGACUAUGUCUAUGCCCAACUCGAAUUCCGCGACAACACCCUUCGCUGUACCUCUCCUGUAGCCAAGUAUACCGACGUCUCGGCCAAGAUCUCAAAGCCCAAAUUUACCGGGCAUGAUAGCCGUGUCGAGCGACUGAUCAUCGUCGGUGUGCACUCCAAGCCCAAGCGCGUUGUCAGCUCCUCGGGAGCAAACCUCGAGUUCACUUUUGCGCGCGAGGGAGGUGUCGUCGUCGUCAAGGAACCCCAGGGUGUCUUUGGAAAGGAAUGGCAUGUCGCCUUUGAGUUCUAG
This is a messenger RNA of Polychytrium aggregatum, 2841 nucleotides long. Its product is annotated as glycosyl hydrolases family 31-domain-containing protein. Gene Ontology annotation, cellular component: glucosidase II complex. NCBI's taxonomy places the organism in Eukaryota, Fungi, Chytridiomycota, Chytridiomycetes, Polychytriales. The record is from RefSeq and is a predicted model, not a curated record. Gene Ontology annotation, biological process: N-glycan processing; carbohydrate metabolic process. Gene Ontology annotation, molecular function: alpha-glucosidase activity; carbohydrate binding. The coding region runs from base 1 to 2841 and encodes 946 amino acids. The transcript is spliced from 11 exons.